UCGUCCAUUCACCUAAAUGCUGGACGCAAACCCCAUAUGUCUAGUGUAUAUAAGCAUAAGCUACUAACCGCUAGUUAGCAGCAGGCCUGGCUCAGGGAUUUCUCCGCCUGCUAGCCUCUCUCAGCUAACAGCCUCUCCUGUCGAUCGGUUGAUAAAACAAGCUAGCAAGCUAACAGCUAUCACAAGACUUCCAGUUCCAGCCCUACUCAGUGUGCUGUCCGCUCAGUGUUCCAUAGAGUCGCAGCCCUGCAUUCCAAAAAAGAAGACGCUUACUUCACCAUGAGCUCAGACGAUGGUGACAUGGAGAACCGGGCUGAGCUGGAGGAGAAGACAAGGCUCAUCAACCAGGUGUUGGAGCUUCAACACACUUUAGAGGACCUGUCUUCCAGAGUGGAUGGCGUCAAAGAGGAGAACCUGAAGCUGAAGUCAGAGAACCAGGUUCUGGGUCAGUACAUUGAGAACCUCAUGUCGGCCUCCAGUGUGUUCCAGACAACCGACACCAAGAGCAAACGGAAGUAAGGAGAACUCCAGAGAGCCCAGGAGGAGCACAUGAUGGAGUAUUCAAAGACAUUUAAAGGGCUUUGAAAUAAAGCCACUCGUGGAGACCAUUAAACUGACUGUUUACAGGUGCAUCUGUACCACAGGCCACACUGAUACCCAUCUGUACACAUGUUCCAGUGAGCUGAGGCAGCUGAUUGGGAGGCCAGAGUGAAGCCUCAGUGAAGGAACCUCCUACAGGCUACAUAGAACCCACCUUACACAAGUAACGUUAGCAUGAAAAAAGUCUGGCAGUAACGUGGAUAUGGCUAUCAUAGCAGUAAUGCCUGCUUUGCUUCAUUAGUAGAAUGGGGGGCUCAGAACUAAUGGCUACAUGCUAACAGCUAACUCUGCACCCUUAUCCUACAGGGAGCUUUCCUUACUGGGAUAUCAAACAUUCUCCAUUAGGGCUGGGCGAUAUAGAGAAGUCAAUUGUCAAUAUAUUUGAGUACCUCAAUAUUGACGAUGCGAUAUUGUAGGGUUGACUUUCACAAAAUAUUUUAACAUGGAAAUUUGAUACUUAAUAAUCAGUAAUUCAGAUAUAAUCGGUGAUAGGAAAUAUCGGAUAAAAGAUACAUAUUUCAGUAGUAGUAGUUAAAAUCUAAUCUUAUAAAAUGAUAUUGAUACUAUAUCAAUAUAUUGCCCAGCCCUAUUCCCCAUGCAAUGUUCAUUCUGUUAAAAAGCAGAAUCAGCUCAAACUAGGGCUGCACGAUUUGGAAAUGUCAAUUUCAACUUGUUUCACUAAAAAUGCAAUUUGGCUAGGAUUCGCAAUUUUAAAGGACAUUUUUCAAACAUUAUUUGCAAUAUCAAUGAAAAAUAUAUUAAUAUGAUCAAAUCGUGUGGCUUUUUAAGGAGGUCUGUAACAAACCAGGAUUUUUCCUUUUUUUUAAGUUUGUAGGAUACCAGAACCUCAAAUGUUCAGAAAUGAGGCCCCUCACAAUCCUGUCCAUAUUUUUUGAGUUCAUGUUUACGUUGGACUUCCUUUUGUUGUUGUGUUGACCGGAAGCUGUUGAUGGAAGCAGGUCCUCACGUGUGAUUGUGUUUUUCUAAAAGGUGCUGACCUCUCAAACAGAGGCCCCAGUCUUUGUCAUUUCAGUGCAGUGUACAUUUUUGUUGCUGCUUCCUGCUAGUUUGGACUGAAUGCCACCACUAAUAUAGGCUGACAGCCUUUACACAACUUCAUGUGUCAACUUUAAUUCAAACUGAAAUAAUGUAUUGUGUGGGUUACCAUUAAAGUGGCAGUUUAAUAAAUUCAUCUGAUAAAUGUGCUUUCCGAAUUUUCUGCACAUCCUGUUACAUUUGUGCAAUGUUUACAUCAGAUUGUUUUUGUUGCUUAUUUGAAAUGACUAAUUUAAUAAAGUGAUUAUUGACAUUUUUGAUGAAAUGUGUGUCUGUGAGGUUCUCUGAGCUGAUCGGAAGAUAUAUCAGCCUCCACAUGCAUAUGCAAGACUUGUUUGUAGUAACGGUUCAGAGCCGGUACCGGAUGGCAAACUCUCUCCCCAAAACAACGUGUAUGAGCCAUAUUCAUUAUGCAUUAUUUCAUGUAAUUUUGCCCUGUACCACUAGGGGGCUGUAUUUGCUGUGUGGCUCAGCUGACCUCUGGUCAGCCCAGUUAGGCCAUUUAGCCGAGGGAAACCCAAACACAGGUGUUGCUGAUUUGGGAAGCAAACAGUUUUUCGACUGUGCCUAUGUGCCUUGUGGUUUUUGAUGUGGUGACCAAUUCGGUUUGUUGUUUUGGUUAAAUGUAUUAUGAGUUAAAGUAUUUCAGCUGUAUGAUAUAUGAAGGAAAAUAAACCUGCGAGACAAUCGUAACAUCACUGAA
Eleginops maclovinus (Patagonian blennie) is the source of this 2359-nucleotide messenger RNA. RefSeq names its product short coiled-coil protein B-like. Gene Ontology annotation, cellular component: trans-Golgi network. The transcript is spliced from 4 exons. Lineage: Eukaryota; Metazoa; Chordata; Actinopteri; Perciformes; Eleginopidae. The coding region runs from base 280 to 519 and encodes 79 amino acids. The record is from RefSeq and is a predicted model, not a curated record.